GGGGGUAGAGGGGUGGGAGGAAGUUGCGGUGCAGUGACCCCGCCGGCCGUCGCCGUACGCUGUCCGUCCGCUCCCGCUGCAGCAUGUUACGCGCAGCUGCGCUCGCUGCCGGCCUCCGGCCCCGCCUGGGCCGCCUUAUGUCCGCCGCCACCACCCAGGCCGUGCCCGCCCCCAACCAGCAGCCCGAGGUCUUCUACAACCAGAUCUUCAUAAACAAUGAGUGGCACGAUGCCGUCAGCAAGAAAACUUUCCCCACUGUCAAUCCAUCCACUGGGGAAGUCAUCUGUCAGGUUGCUGAAGGUGACAAGGAAGAUGUGGACAGGGCAGUAAAGGCUGCCCGGGCUGCCUUCCAGCUGGGCUCACCCUGGCGCCGCAUGGACGCGUCUGACAGGGGCCGGCUGCUGAACCGCCUGGCUGAUCUGAUUGAGCGGGACCGGACCUACCUGGCAGCUUUGGAGACCCUGGAUAAUGGAAAGCCCUAUGUCAUCUCCUACCUGGUGGAUUUGGACAUGGUCCUCAAAUGUUUCCGUUACUAUGCCGGCUGGGCUGAUAAGUACCAUGGGAAAACCAUUCCCAUCGAUGGGGACUUCUUCAGCUACACCCGCCAUGAACCUGUGGGGGUGUGUGGGCAGAUCAUUCCGUGGAACUUCCCACUCUUGAUGCAAGCAUGGAAACUGGGCCCAGCCUUGGCAACUGGAAACGUGGUUGUGAUGAAGGUGGCUGAGCAGACUCCACUCACCGCUCUCUACAUAGCCAACUUGAUUAAGGAGGCUGGCUUUCCCCCUGGCGUGGUCAAUAUCGUUCCUGGAUUUGGCCCCACUGCUGGGGCCGCCAUCGCCUCCCAUGAGGAUGUGGACAAAGUGGCCUUUACAGGCUCCACUGAGGUUGGCCACCUAAUCCAGAUUGCUUCAGGGAACAGUAACCUCAAGAGAGUAACCCUGGAGCUGGGAGGAAAGAGCCCCAAUAUCAUCAUGUCAGAUGCUGACAUGGACUGGGCCGUGGAGCAGGCCCACUUCGCCCUGUUCUUCAACCAGGGCCAGUGCUGCUGUGCAGGCUCCCGAACCUUUGUGCAGGAGGACGUUUAUGCUGAGUUUGUGGAGCGGAGUGUUGCCCGGGCCAGGUCUCGUGUGGUUGGGAACCCCUUUGACAGCCGGACGGAGCAGGGGCCCCAGGUCAAUGAAACUCAGUUUAAGAAAAUCCUUGGCUAUAUCAAAUCUGGGAAGGAAGAGGGGGCAAAACUGCUGUGUGGCGGAGGCGCAGCUGCUGACCGUGGCUACUUCAUCCAGCCCACUGUCUUCGGAGACGUGCAAGAUGGCAUGACCAUUGCAAAGGAGGAGAUAUUUGGGCCAGUGAUGCAGAUCCUGAAGUUCAAGACGAUAGAGGAAGUCGUUGAGAGAGCCAACAAUUCCAAGUAUGGGCUGGCUGCAGCCAUCUUCACGAAGGACUUGGACAAAGCCAAUUACCUGUCCCAAGCCCUACAGGCUGGCACUGUGUGGGUCAACUGCUAUGAUGUGUUUGGAGCCCAGUCACCAUUUGGUGGCUACAAGAUGUCUGGAAAUGGCCGGGAGCUGGGAGAGUAUGGACUGCAGGCAUACACGGAAGUGAAAACCGUCACAAUCAAGGUUCCUCAGAAGAACUCAUAAAGAACCAUGCCUGCUUCCUUACUCAUCCGGUGAUGGAAAGUCCAGUGAGGUGAGUGCCAAAACCAAGAAGAACGACCCUUGCACACUGAAAGUCUCAAGAGAGAGAUUCUCCUACAAAAUCCCUUGGAUCAAGAAAGUCAUAGAAUUUGAACCAAUAAACAGGAUAACAGGAUAGGUGUGUGGCAAAGAGUAUAUGGAAAGCCUUAUAAACUGCAAGAAUAUUUUUAACUUCCAGGGCAAUUUCUCAAAAUCAGAUAAAUGUCUCAUCCUGUUCAUCUGGUAGGCUUUUGUAAUUUGUCAUUGUGUGGGAAGAGAAAGCCACUGUUUACAACCGUACUAACAUGGAGGCAACAGCUAGCGCCUUGUUUCAUAUUCUGGAGUAAACCUCAUUAAAAACAGGACUGCUCUUCACUUUUUUGGGUAACUCUUCCUCCAACUCAGUAACCCUGGGAAAUGCUGCCACAGAGGUAUGUCAUCCCCUCUGUGGUAUGUCACAUUGUAUACAACUACCAGGCCUCCCCAGCUGUGGGUGAAUAGCUUUUGUUUCACGUGUAAUAUACAUGUAUCUCUGGCCUGUCCACCUGUGGCAGGCCCUGCACUGGGCACUAAGCAUGACACCUAAACAAUACUCAGAGCCCCCGGAGAGGGGGUGGUAAAGCAGGGAAGAGACACCUGAUGUCCAAGGUUGAUUCUUAGUGUUUUAAGUUAAGCAACUUGAUCAAAAAAAAUGAGACACACAUGAAUUUCAUGAGACUGAUUUGGAGACCAGAUGUCAGUUUACUCAUUUUAAGUCUUUAUUUCCAGUAACCAGACAUCCUGAAUCUCCUGUUCAGAUCACUGCCUUCCUUUAGCCAAGGGACCUGGCAAUUGGCAAUUAGUAGUAUUAGUAAAUUACGAAUCAGAAGAUUCCUUGGUGAGCAAUGAACUGGUGCACAGACUUGAACUGCAGUAGUAGUCGGUGAAGUUGGUGAUUGUGUUUGGGUCACAGAUUACUUUAAGAAUUUGAGGAAAAGUUUGAUCUAAGAAAAAUACCCCUUUUGUGUAGAUUUGCAGACAGUGAAACAAGAGUGAUGGGACUCAUUGGUUGACUGUUGGCCUCAUUCCACUCAGGCUAGGCCACACCUUGGUAAAUGAUCCUUUCUCCACUAAAGACUAAUUUUAUUUACUUGAAUAGAGCUUCACAAUUUUUGUCAUAUAUGCAUAUACCUGCACUGUUUACUUUUUUCUUUAAACUGACUUUAGAUAAAAAAUAAAACACCGUAUUGCCAUACAUUAAAAACUAGAUUUAACUGUCAUAAAUACAAGGCAUCAUUGAAAAAGGGCAGAAGAAAAAAGCAAAACAAGGUUACUCAACUUAAAAUGAAAUCUAAUCAUUUUAGAUUAUGUAUCAUACAUACACAAAUAAAUCGAAUCAUUCUAGAACAGUUCAUACCUGAAA
Manis javanica (Malayan pangolin) is the source of this 3081-nucleotide messenger RNA. It is a transcript of the gene ALDH2, whose product is annotated as aldehyde dehydrogenase 2 family member. The record is from RefSeq and is a predicted model, not a curated record. Gene Ontology annotation, molecular function: oxidoreductase activity, acting on the aldehyde or oxo group of donors, NAD or NADP as acceptor. NCBI's taxonomy places the organism in Eukaryota, Metazoa, Chordata, Mammalia, Pholidota, Manidae.